UCCGUCCGCUCAGACCUCACUCUGUUUCACCUGAUUCCACACGCCAGUCCAGGUAUGAUUGUCCGUAUGACACUCCCUGGGCGAAUUGAUAGGCACAAACGCUCCGUCGAUGCGGCAGUGCAGAUGACUCCCGCACUAAGGACGGUAUGCCGACUUGGCACCAUCUAUCCUCGAGCCAUGUUCCUAUCUUAAGUUGGCCCUCUUCAUCAUAGAAGCAUUUUACCCAAGUCCUAAGAUACUUACUUGCCCGUACUCUCGAAAGUCUUCCUGUUGUUUUCCUUCCCUGACCUGCCGGGCGAUUUGGUUGUGUCUCUAUCUGGCCGAGUCCCCUUAUUGUCGAAUCAAGUUGAUCGCCAUGCGGAGUUCAUUAGUCUCGUCGUUGUUCAUAUUUGUCUCGAGCGUUGUUGCCUGGGGAGAUGUGGGUCAUCGAACAGUUGGCUACCUUGCGGAGAAGUACUUCAGCGACGAAGGAAAAGAAUUUGUACAUUCCCUCCUUGCGAAUGAAAACGAUUGGGACAUCUCCGAUGCGGCUACUUGGGCCGAUGUAAUCAAGUAUCACCGACCUUACUCAAGGGAAUGGCACUAUAUCGAUGCCAAAGAUGACCCUCCACACCAUUGCGACCUCCAACUCCUCCGAGAUUGCCCUCAAGAUGGCUGCAUCAUUUCCCAAAUCGUCAACCAGACAAACCUGGUCCUGGACACAAGCAACAGUCACACCACUCGACGAGAAGCGCUGAUGUAUAUUAUCCACUUCAUCGGAGAUCUACACCAACCGCUCCACACGGAGAGGAUGGCGCGCGGGGGAAACGGGAUCCACACAUGUUUCGACCACCGUUGCAGCCGGGAGAAUCUUCAUGGGAUUUGGGAUACCGAUAUCGUACACAAGCUCAACGGUCUCCGGCACUCCGAGAAACACGACACGCUGAAAGACGCGGCGGCAAAAUGGGGCAGGGUGCUGUUUGAUCAGGCGCAAGGCCAAAGUGCUCAAGCUGAAGAGUGCAACGAUGUGAAGGAACCGGAACAUUGCGCGCUUGCCUGGGGACAGGAGGCGAACGGACUUGUUUGCAGCUAUGUGAUGAAGCCUGGUGUCGAGUGGUUGGAGAAGAAUGACCUUGGUGGGGAGUAUUUUGAAGGCGCGGCUCCUAUUGUCGCGGCUCAAAUCAGCAGAGCCGGGACCAGGUUGGGGGCAUAUGUGAACGCACUCGCAGCAGAAAUUGCGAAAGGAACACCGGCGAUUCCAGUUGCGGGGAAACGAUUCGAUUUAUGAUCUAAGUGCAGUACUCACCAUUUCCUUUCCGGGGGCAUGGAAGCGGCGGUACAUUUCAAGUAGAACUCCUAGAUAUGUGUCUCUAGCGGUUGAUUGACCUGUAUGCAGCAGGGUCCUAUGCCACGGUCAUAAUUUGAUGAAUUCCAUACCCGGACAUCAGGAUUUCCAAUUCACAUCAUGUACGAUACUCACUACAGAUGGAAUAAUCAGAUUGCAUAAUCGCGUGCAGAAAGCGCAUAGGCACGUGAUCACGCGACAACCCAACUUCAUCGUGUUCGGCGUGUCCUAUUCACAGCGUCACUGUUGC
Molecule: messenger RNA, 1574 nt
Organism: Eremomyces bilateralis CBS 781.70
Lineage: Eukaryota; Fungi; Ascomycota; Dothideomycetes; Eremomycetales; Eremomycetaceae
Product: phospholipase C/P1 nuclease
Exons: 2
Coding region: 356-1267 (303 amino acids)
Biological process (GO): DNA catabolic process
Molecular function (GO): endonuclease activity; nucleic acid binding
Source: RefSeq, a predicted model, not a curated record